AUGAGUUAUCUCGAAUUGCAGGCGAACGUGCUCAAAUGGAUCGGUAUAUUCCCUCCUGUGGAUUCAUCUUCAUCCCCGACUCUUUUCCGGGCUUACACGGUCUACCGCGUGUUGUUCAUCUCUGUCGUUUCGGUAGUUGCAUUUGCCACAACCUUACAGCUGUUGGUAGCCCCCGACCUGACAAUGAUCGCCCGCACCAUCGACUUGUGGACCAUGUUCGUCUCUGGCAUCUUCAAGUGGUAUUGCAUGGCCAGAAGUAGCGACGACUUCAUGGAGUUCAACACCAACCUGAUGGCAAUCCAAAACCAAGGGCUGAUAUUGUAUGGCAGGAGAGCUCAACGGUUCACCGCCGAUUACAUGGGGCCGGUCAGACAGACCACGGUCAUUUAUCUACUAUGUGGCCUCUGCGCUGUUCUAUUAUAUACCAUAAAUCCUCUGCUGAAUUAUCCUCAAAACGGACGAUCGGAUUUGGUUUAUUUCAACGACCCAAAUAGCUAUCCCUUAUGCGCCUGGAUGCCGUUCACGGUAAAAGAGCGUUGGGUUUUCAACGGUAUCUUCUUCUUGCAUGUCUUUACGAUGGCAGGCAUCACCAACGUCUAUUUAGGCAUUGAUUCAUUCAUGUUUGGUGCCAUGUACGCAGUGGGUGGUCAAAUAGAAUUGCUUAACGCAUCGUUGGACAACAUUGAAAAGACAUUAGUUUCUGAUGGAGACGACCAAAACUCAACAAUGAAAUUCGAAAAAGAUCAACAAAAUCAAUUCCAUUCUAUGAUUGUGCAAUCCAUCAAACAUCAUAUUCUUAUUUUAAAGUAUAUAAGAAAACUAAGAGUUAUGUUCAGCUUGCUCAUACUUGUCGAUUACCUGCAUGGACUAAUAUCUUUGACAUUUGCCAUGUUUCAAACGACAAUAAGCGUAGACGUCAGCGAAAAGAUUGCUGUAAUUUUUUUUAUAGCCUUGAGUCUUGGACAUCAGUUUCUCAACAAUUUCUUCGGCGAAUAUAUCAUCCAAAAGCAAAUGAGUGUAAGGACUUCACUUUACAACGUACCUUGGUGGCGAGCCGACAAGCAAGUUCGUGGAUGUUUAACGUUGAUGAUCACCAGAUCGAACGAGCAGACAAUAAUCGACGGAUUCUACAUGUACAAAUUGUGCUUUAAAUCUUUUAUUGCUUUCGUCAAAGCCCUUUAUACCUAUUACAUGGUAUUGAGGCAACUGCAAUAA
This is a messenger RNA of Adelges cooleyi (spruce gall adelgid), 1215 nucleotides long. It is a transcript of the gene Or22b, whose product is annotated as odorant receptor Or1. The record is from RefSeq and is a predicted model, not a curated record. NCBI's taxonomy places the organism in Eukaryota, Metazoa, Arthropoda, Insecta, Hemiptera, Adelgidae. Gene Ontology annotation, biological process: detection of chemical stimulus involved in sensory perception of smell; sensory perception of smell. Gene Ontology annotation, molecular function: olfactory receptor activity; odorant binding. Bases 1 to 1215 code for a protein of 404 amino acids. The transcript is spliced from 7 exons. Gene Ontology annotation, cellular component: plasma membrane.